AUGGCUACCAUGGAGGGUCCACUGAGUAAGUGGACGAAUGUAAUGAAAGGGUGGCAAUAUCGUUGGUUUGUUUUAGAUGAAAAUUCAGGAAUUUUAUCAUACUAUACGUCGAAAGAUAAGAUGAUGAGAGGAUCACGGCGAGGCUGUGUGCGGUUGAAGGGUGCUAUUAUUGGUAUAGACGAUGAAGAUGACAGUACUUUUACAAUCACUGUUGAUUUGAAGACAUUUCAUUUCCAAGCCCGAGAUGCAGAUGAACGUGAACAGUGGAUAGCUGCUCUAGAAAAUACUGUUUACCGACACUCUCAGCCAGGAAAGAAAGUUGAACCUAAAACUGCAGCCAGUAUAGAAGAAUUCGAUCACAAGUUGAUGGAGACUGAUGCUUAUCUUCAAAUCCUUAUUGAUCAAAUCCAGGCCCUUGAAGCAAGAAUUGAUGCUUGUCCUGAUGCAGUUGAAAAAGAAAAGUACAGUGUCAUCAAAGUGACAGCUGAUGGAAUGGUGGAGGCCAUCAAACAUGCCAUCGUGAUGAUGCAAAUUACAAAGGAAGAACAAGUUUGUCCUCCAAAUACUCCUGUGGAGAGUCUAAAGGAGCCAAUUCUGAAUGGAACAUUGGUGGAUCUGCCACUGCUGACCAGUGAAGCCAACUUCAACCAUUUUGAUAGACUCAAACCUCCAGUUCCCUCCUCUGUUUCCUCCGACAAUGUCUGCGUGGAGCAGGGUAUUGAUGUGGUGCACAGCAUGGGUGGCAAGGGCACAUCUCUCCCUAACAUUAACCUUGCUGCGGAAAAGGCUCAUGAUGUCACGGAAAAUCUAGAUGUUAAAGGUGAUGGUUUGAUUCCGGAAGUUUCAUAUUCCAGCAGUGACGAUGAAGAGUUUUAUGAUGCUGAGGAACACAAGUCACAGCAGUCCAGUCCACAGAGAAAGGUUUCAAUACCUACUGAUCACUUGAAUGAAAACAACCACGCAGGACCGACAAUUAUUGCAGCUGAAGAUGACUAUUUUGAUGAACUGUAUGAUGAAGUGGAUAAAGAAGAUUUGGGUUCGCUGGAGCAGCAUGGCAGUAUCAUUGCUCAUCUUCUGUCCCAGGUCCGUAUCGGCAUGGACCUCACCAAGGUCGUUCUUCCUACGUUCAUUCUGGAGAGGAGAUCGCUGUUGGAGAUGUUCGCAGACUUCUUUGCACACCCAGAUCUCUUUGUCAAAAUAGCAGAUCUUGAAACACCUAGAGAGAGAAUGGUUCAGGUUAUUCGAUGGUAUUUGUCGGCAUUCCAUGCAGGAAGAAAUAGUUCUGUUGCUAAGAAACCCUACAACCCAAUCAUCGGAGAGACAUUCCAGUGUGUGUGGAGCCUCCCUGAAACAGGAACCAGCAAAGAAACAGUAGAGGACGGACCUCUGCCAUGGUCUACUAAGGAUAACCUGGCUUUUAUUGCAGAGCAGGUUUCACACCACCCACCUAUUUCAGCAUUCUACGCAGAGCAUUACAACAAGAAAAUUAGUCUUGACGGUUACAUCUGGACGAAAUCCAAGUUCCUGGGUUUGUCCAUUGGAGUCCACAUGAUAGGACAAGCUGUCAUAUCAGUGAUUGGAAAAGACGAAGAGUACACGAUCACAUUUCCUAAUGGAUAUGGCAGAUCAAUUUUAACAGUUCCAUGGGUAGAACUUGGUGGUAAAAUUCAUAUAGGAUGUGCUAAGACUGGCUACAGUGCAACUGUCGAAUUUCAUACCAAGCCAUUUUAUGGAGGGAAGAAACAUAGAGUUACUGCAAAGAUAUUUGAUCCUGACGCAAAGAAUCCAUUUGUGACGAUUGAGGGUGAAUGGAAUGGUGUUAUGUUUGCAACUUAUACCACAGGGCAAAGUGAAUGUUUUGUUGACACGAAGACCAUACCAAUAAUAAAGAAGAGAGUGCAGCCACGAGACCAGCAGGGAGACUAUGAAUCACGGAGGUUGUGGAAGGAUGUUACUUUGUACCUUAAGAAGAAGGAUGUUGAAAAAGCCACAGAAUGUAAACAUUACCUGGAGAAGCGACAGAGAGAAGAAGCAAAGGACAGAAAAGAAAAGGGACUCAAGUGGGAGACAAAGUAUUUCCAUGAAGUUGGUGAACACUGGGUAUAUGACAGACCUUUACUACAGCGCUUAGGAGCCGAGACUUCUGUGUCUUGAUGCUCAACACCGUGUGAUGACUGGCUAGAAAACAAAAAAACUGUAUGAAUGAGAUUGUGAUAUGGACACGAUGCAUAAUAAAUGCACUAUGUUGUUAUUAGGACUAAAAUGUAUACGUGUCAAGAAUAUGCUUUCAGUCAAAAAUGUCAAAAUUCUGUAUGUGUGCUAUUUUGUUUUAUUAGCAGUAUACAUGGAAUGUUUCAUUGCUAUGUAAUGUUGUUGUUGAAAGCUGACAGCUGACUUUAUGUCAUUAAAAUGUGUAUUUGGUCUGAUUGAAUUGAAUGAAAGAGAACUGGUUUUAACUAAGACACCCUCUUACUUACAUAAAUUAUAGUAUGCAACAAACAGCUUAGAUUUGUGUAAUGUCGAAUAUAUUUGGAUGCCUGUGUACAAAUAUUACAUGUGGCAGUAAAUUUAAGUAACUUAAUAAAGCUUAAGUUAUUAAAAAGCUUUGAAGGACAAGAAUCCACAUAUACCACCUUUAUAGAAAGGAAAGGAAUAUUUGUUUAAUGACAAAAACAACACCCUUUAAACUAUGGCUGUUUGGUGGUCACUUCGAUAUGAAAGGGAGAGAGACAGACACACACAGGCUUUCUCCUACCGACUAGCAGCAAGGGAUGUUUUAUGUGCACAGAACAGGACAACUCUAUACAGCUUUCGAUGUAGCAGUCAGGAUGCACUGAUAGCAACAGGGACUGCCAAGGGCGAACAAUUCGAUGACCCAUUGUACCUCGGCGAGCAUUCUACCACUGAGCUGCAUCCUACCACUGCAUAUACCUUGUUGCUUAUCAGAAGAAGUAGCCUGCAAUGUGGAUCAGUUUCUUCUCUUAACAUACUAGAUAUAGUAGCCAGGGGUAAGAAGGGUAAAAUUACGUACACUAAAAUAUUGAAAAUUAAUGGAUGCAUUUUUUUCUAUUUUUUAGAAAGAUUAUAAUAAGAGAACUGCAGUUUAAAAUUUGUUAAAAUUCAUGAAAUGCAGGCUUUGAUUUCAAAAGAUUUCAAACCUGUAACCACUUAAUAGGAGAGCUUGUAAUGUGUUCUCUUUUUAUUAUACAUCCUCAGAUUAUUUUCUGUCGGAAAGCCUGGUAGUACAAUUACCAUCUGCUUGAUGCCCAAGAACAGAAACUAAACAAUGUUCUGAGGUGUCCGAAACAAAUAUUCUGAUUGUAUUUAAGAUAAGAGUUUCCUACUGAAAUCAUAUUGUUAUCAAAGCAAAUACCUCAACAUCUAGUCAGUAAAAAUCUUAUAUUGUCACAAAUUAUAGAAGUCUAUAUUAUACCACAGUUAUAUUCUGGUGGUAAUAAGUUCCGUCAGUGUUUUUAAUGUUUCUGGAUGAACUGUCGGAUCGUCACCGACUACUGCUGAAGAAUUAUUCUGACCAUGGGUCACGGUCAAAACUGAGUUAAAUAGAGCCAGCUUUAUGACCAUACUUUUUCAUCAUCCACUUCGUUAUUAUAAAAUAUAGAUUGUAAAUUGUGAUUUGGCAAGAUUAUUGAGAUAGGAAGGUUGUUAAUAAGUGUAUUUCUUUCUAAACAAAUGUGUCUGACCUUUAUGCAAGAAACACGGACCUGUGUUCAAACUUUCACAUUUUGUUUUAUAGUACAUUUGACAUCUGGCUUAAAUUUAAUGAGUCUAAAUUAAUGGAUCCACAAUUAAACAAAUAUGAAAGUUUUGAGUAUCAACAUCAUAUUAUUAUAUUUGUAUGGAGUUUCCAGACAAAUAUUUUAGAAGUUUUGGCUGCAUGUCAUCAGUGUUUUAUUUUUUUUAUCAAGUGUCAGUGUAUACAGGAACAGAUUGGUUUUGAAUUGAAAAAUAAGUGUCACACAACUGUUCCAGAAAUUUUCUUAAAUUGACAUGUACACACCCUUUUUACAAAUGUUAUGAUACAUUUUUUAAUGUUCACAAUAUUUUCCUUGAAAUUUUAGGAUUUUUUAUUUGUUUUUAAAAUAAAAAAUUUGUUUACUAUAUCCAGAAGUAAAAUUAUUGCUUAAAAGCAUGUGCCAUUUGUCUUCAUAUGUACUUCAGUUCAAAUAAUGUUUGUCUGACAUACAUGAUGUACUGAUAAAAUGAAAUAAGGGAACACUUAAAUAGUAACAGCAAAUAUUGACUGAUUUUUUUUUUAAUGACACCAUUAGAGCACAUUGAUUUGUCAGUCAUCGGCUAUUGGACGUCAAACAUUUGAUAAUA
This is a messenger RNA of Gigantopelta aegis, 4341 nucleotides long. Its product is annotated as oxysterol-binding protein-related protein 9-like. Lineage: Eukaryota; Metazoa; Mollusca; Gastropoda; Neomphalida; Peltospiridae. The transcript has 22 exons. The record is from RefSeq and is a predicted model, not a curated record. Bases 1 to 2154 code for a protein of 717 amino acids. Gene Ontology annotation, molecular function: sterol binding. Gene Ontology annotation, cellular component: membrane; intracellular membrane-bounded organelle; cytosol.